This is a messenger RNA of Doryrhamphus excisus (bluestripe pipefish), 6686 nucleotides long. The record is from RefSeq and is a predicted model, not a curated record. Lineage: Eukaryota; Metazoa; Chordata; Actinopteri; Syngnathiformes; Syngnathidae.
ACAACCUCUUGACCUCCAGGACUAGGGUUUUGUUUGGACCGUAUUGCUUAUUGUUUAAGGUUUCAUUGAUACAAUAUGUAAGUGGAUCCAGUGAUAGCUCAACAUUUCUGAAGUUUGAACCACCGUUGUGAAUGACGUCACAACCUCAGCUCAUCAAGCAUCCAGAAAUGAACUCGGACUUGCCCUCAGACUGGAAUGGAUCCCUUCUAGUACCAUUAUUUGUUGUUAAUUUCUAAAUCUGAACAAAUCACAGGUCAACCAGUGACCACAAUUAAUUGUGUUAGCCGUUAGAGGUUCCAGUGUACAAUAGCAAUUACAGUCUUCACCAUGAUGCCUCCAACAUGAAGGGGAAAUAAGAUCUUUAAAUUUAUACCAGAAAAUUCACUCUAUACUUGUGAAAGCCUGACGCCUUUCAAAUGUUACUUGGUUGUGUCAAAAAAUCAGAAGGGCAAGCGAUAAGUAACAAUUCAUCAGUGUCCUAACUGUGUUUAUUUCGUGCAAGUCAAAGAGCAAAAGCUGUCUGUGUAGCAUUAUAGAGUGUGCAUACACAGAGUGGCGUUGCUAAUAGCCGUUUCCCACCACAAUCAGUGGCUAGACGCGCAAAAAAACGUGUAAUGACUACAUCACAUGUUACCGAUGCUGUAGAAAACCUAAUGCUAAAAUGCUAAAGCUACCUACCAUUGAGAGACGUCUUUAGUAACCGCUUUUCUUUAAAACCUCGGACUGUCCAAUCUCUAUUUCCACAUCAGAGUCGGGAUCCAAAACGUAUGGCUGCAUGUUAAAAACGGACAUUUCAUUCAUUUUCUACCUUUUCCUCACAAGGGUCGCGGGGGUGCUGGAGUCUAUCCCAGCUGUCUUCGGGCGAGAGGCAGGGUACACCCUGGACUGGUGGCCAGCCAAUCACAGGGCACAUAUAGACAAACAACCAUUCACACUCAUAUUCAUACCUAUGGACAAUUUGGAGUCACCAAUUAACCUAGCAUGUUUUAAAAAGAUAAAUCACCGUUUAUUACCAACUCCUAUAAACGCUGGAAGUCCUUCUAAGUACUUGGGGGUGUGACCAACCACAACGGAGUGGACAUGCCUAGAGGCGAGCGUUGGGUGGAAUACAUUAAAACAGACCGUUUUUAUGGGAAGCAUGAAAUCCAAAGAAAUCCAUGUGGAAUAGGUGCAGAUUCUGGAAGAACUAGAAAGUGUUCUAUGCUUUGACUAUUGCAACAAGUAUGGUUCCUCGACUGCUAAAACUGAUAAGCCCCUUCAUGGACUCUAAUCCAUGCGUUUUUAUUUUUGUUUUGUUAAAGUUUGUUAGUUUUUAUGUUAUUCCGAUAUUUUACUUUCCUCAGAAUGUACAGUACAGACCUUUUUUUUAAUCUAUGGUUGUUAACGAGCUUUAUAAAUUAAAUUGGUAGUCAUGCAGCAGCAUUGAUACUGUAUGUGAAAUAAAUAAUCUACAGUAAUCCUAAAACUCUCCUCUUUACCGACAUGAUCAUUCACGUACGCCACAUAGAAGCAAAGAUAAACGGUAUUUAUUUUGGAUUACAGGGAGAUACAAAUGAAGUCAACAUGCUAGAUCGCAGGGUGUACCAUUUCGCCGUGAGCGCUCUUCAAGGAAUCAGAUUGGUGUGACAUACAGUACUUAUCGCGCUAAUCUCACUUCCUGAUUGGAUCCUAACAUGUGUGUCGAUUAGGCAGCAACACCGCUGACGUGCAGUGAGGUUCGUGACUGGUGAGGCACUUUUUGUUCGAUACCGACACAGGAAGAGAAUAAUUCACCAAAAAAACGAUGUACACUCGGUGAUGUUUCUAUUAUUGGAUACAUGCUGACAGACAGAAACUGACAAGCACCAUGAUCCAACUGAGUGCACUCACUGAGUGUGCUCAGAUGGCCAGCAGGGCUUGUGCACUAAGUCGAGAUAGAAAAAAAAUUAAUAAUACAGUUGAAUGGACAAUUGACAAUAUUUGAUAUUAUCAUGAUUUGUUUUGACUUUUCAUCACUCGGCCCCAACUGCCUUCCCUGGCUGCACCUCACCGAGCAUCACCUGGCAACCAACAGCACCAUCAAGAAACAUGAUUGGCGACUGGGACCUGAAUGAGUGACAGGCUGAAAGCUAUCAGCUUCAAUGGCGUGGAGCAACCCACCAUUCAAGCCAAAAGUGACACUUUUCAAAUGCAGGACUAAGCUAUCACUCACAUGGUGUUCCACGGUUCCACUGAGCCUCCUCGUCUUACUGCUCGCUGGCCUCAGCACUGCGGGUCCACCCCAGCCAGCACGUCCGCCUCUCCUGUCCGGACAGCCUUUUAUCAUCUUCUGGGCCAUCGCCGAUUCCUCCUGCUCCACCAGGCCAGAUCCCGGAUCUUUUGGGAUGGAACGUGAAGGACGGGUGGUAGUCUUCUAUGAGGACACACUAGGAAACUACCCGUAUUUCCUGGACAAAGACACAAGAAUCAAUGGGGGUUUACCACAACACACACGGCUGGACAACCAUCUUCAGAAAACUCAGUUGGACCUCGAUGCAGCUUUGCCCGCCCCCAGGUACCUUGGACUGGGGGUGCUAAGAUGGUCUGCAUGGCUUCCACAGUGGGUGAGAAACAAGGAAAAGAAGGUUGUGUAUCAGGAGGCUUCCAGAAAUCUCCUAAAGGCAUUUUUCCCUAACUGGACGCCCGAAGAAGUGGAGAAUUGGUCAAGGGUGGACUUUGAGGCAGCUGCGCGGUCGGUAAUAAUGGAAACCCUGAGGGAGGUGAAACGCUUACGUCCCAAAGCAUUAUGGGGCGUCUCCCCUUACCCUAGCUGCUACAACGGGGAUCCUACCCAAACUGCUUUAGCCAACUACACCAACCAGUGCCCUCCUGCUGAAAAGGCCCUGAAUGACGAGCUUUUGUGGCUGUGGAGACGAUCCUCCGCACUUUACCCUCUUCUGUCCCUGGAGAAGUUACAGGGUGGAACAUCCGGAGGGAGACUUUAUUUGUCCAGUGAAAUCCAGGAAGCUCUCAGAGUGUCCUCUCUAGCUGGAGCCACGUUCAAUCUUCCUGUAUUCCCACUGGUCAACAGUGUGUACGCUUCCACCAACACUUUCUUAUCACAGUCAGACCUGGUAAGCAGCAUUGGCGAGAGUGCAGCCAUGGGAACAGCUGGAGUGGUCAUCUGGCAGAGAACUGACACCAAGACAGAGAGAGAAUGUCAAGACCUGGCAGAGUUCAUCCGCAAGGUCUUGGGACCUUACUCCAUUAACGUAACCACGGCAACGAGGCUCUGCUCAGCCUCCCUUUGCCAGGGAAAAGGCAGAUGUGUUCGUCAGAAUCCGGCCAGCUCCGCCUACCUCCACCUCCCACCACCCCCUGACAUGACGGAGAAGGUGACGGAGAAGGCGGAAGCAGUAAAAGCCACAAACCAGCCUGACCCUGAUGCUAAGGCAGCUGAACCGGACCCAGCCGAGAUGUGGAAGAAAGACUUCCAGUGUCAGUGGUACAAGACGACAGACAGGGACGUCUCGGAUCAGCAGUCCCCCAAAGAUGGAACCUCUGUCGAGGGGACGCUAGAACAAAUUUCCAGAGAUCUAAGAGGGACUUUGGCCACUUUUACAGUAGAUUCCACAACAAAAGGUGCCUCUGUGAUAGAACCAAGUGGAAACAAGUCUGUACUGAUGGCUGCGAACUGUUACAUAAUUCUGCUGCUUGUGACUGCUUGUUUGAGUCUGAACUAAAACACACCCUGGGACCCUUGCUGAAGUGCCUUUGAGGAAGAUACCGUUGACCAGUGCUGCUCUGUACCAUGACCUCUGACCUGGUAAUGUCAAUCAAGUGUGCAUAGAAUACAAAUCUGGAUGUGCCAAUGCACAGCAGCACUGGACUGCUGGAAGUUGGUUUACAAGCAAACGUUACAUACAGUAAAGGAUGAUAUAAACAUCAUCAAUAGCAGCAGUUUGUGCCCACCAAUAAUCAUUUGAAAAAUACUUUAAAGUCCACUUCACAGUACAGUAUUCAUCCUCAGGAUUUUGCAGUAUUAAUUUUUCCAUUGAAUAUACGAUGAAAAUAAAGGGAAAAGAUGGGAGCUGUUAAACAAGAGUAAACUUAAAGGGGGCCUAUUAAGCUAAUUUUGGGCAUUUUAUAUUUAGAUGUGGACUCCGAUAGAGCAGCUACACACAAUAAACCGCACAGAAAGUUUUCUAGAUCUUCCAGAAUUUGCCAAUCCAAACAUCUUUCAGGGCUCAUUCCAACUGAGCGAAGCUCAUUAUCUGAAACCUUGGUAUCGUUUAACACAAGAAUACCACAUUCUAAUUACAUUUAUAGGUCAGAAAAUUGGAAAAAAUUUCCUCUUUCAGCACAGAAGGACAGAUUUUGACCUUUUCUUUGUAUUAUAAGAAUACUUACUGUAUAACUUGGAGGUUACUGGCCAAAUGACUGCAAUUCAAAGUAGUUGAGUAGUGUAGGAAGGGGUAAUGGACAUUUGUUGUACAAACUGCCUGUUUUUGACAUUAUUAAUAAUGAAUGGCUGCAACAGUAGUGACCCUUGACUGACAAAAUAUAAAACAAGCAUAGUCCAGGGAUGCCAGUUUAAUAAACAGGUAACAUGAAUCACUAGUUUUAAUUUCUCCAUCCUAUAGCAAUCAUGCAACAUGUUCCAACUCUCCAAAAAAAUGACAUCUCAUCAUCACAAGCAGAGUUAACUGAACUCACCAGUUUGCAGAGUAACCAAAUAAAUAACAAAGUUAAAUAAAAUAAGCUAUACACGAUGCUCACCUUCUCUCGUUUGGGCCCGCGAUGAAAGAAUGUGUCGUUAUUGCAUUUUCAUAAAAAUAGACUUUGUUUCAGUCCCAAAAAAAAAAAGUCAUUGGAGCAGUUCAGGGGGGGAAAAGGGAAACAUCGCCACCAUGUGGCAAGUAGAGGUUAGUGCAUCCUGCUCAAAGCUGUUUGGACGGAUACGCUAUAAUCAAAUUAAUGACGUACAAUACACAAAUCAUCUGUAAAUAACACACAAUCAUAAGAAGUGAGGGGCCAAACCAUCCAGUAUGCCUUGUCAUUUACCCAGAGGUUAAGAAUAAAAAGUGAGGACUAGGAUACUGUACUUGCAGAUGACCUGCUUGCUGCUGUUGUGUCUUCACUACAAAAAAGUGACAGGGCAGGGGGUUACUUGCAAAUGGCCUCCAGAGCAUCCAGGAUGCGCUUGAUGUCUCGGAUCUGUGCCGCUAAGACGUUUAUGGGCUGCAUGGAACGAUCCAACUCCUCGCAUCGAGCCAUCAACGUGUACAUGCCCUGCAGGGAGAAAGCACAAAGAUGAUGCCUGAUGAAUGAAACAACACAAUGAAAUGUGUGGUUAUGUGUCUGCCUUUUGGAACUUGAAGGAAACCAUUGUGUGGUUUGACUCUACAAUGACAUUGAAGUAGUAAGGUCAAGAUUUGGCAUUUAAAAAAAAAACAUGCUUCUUGGGGUGAGCUGGAUACUCAAACGAGUAUCCCUUACGUAUAAUGCAUUUUUCCCGCGCUACAUGCAUUUAUUUUGUCGUGCAAACAGUGUAAUCCUCAUUAGAGGCUUGCUGCCAAAGUGCACCUCAACCUUGUGUGUGUGCGCCUUGUAAACCAGGGAUGUCCAAAGUGUGGCGCCCGGGUUGUUUGUGGACUACAGUGAUGUUGUUAUUGUAGUAGCUAAUACGGAGUAUCCCAAUGCCUCGCUACUUUUGUCCCAAUGAUGUGCAUUGUUAGCUAGCUCAUAUUAACUGGUUUUCUGGCGUUAUAAUGCACAGAAAAGUGAAGGAAAUGUGUAAAUGUUUCACAAAAGGAUGGUAAAUAAUGGCAACAUUUUUAAAAAAGUGCAUUUCCCCUUUAAGGUUUCACUGUAUGAUACAAGUCUGGUACCUUUAUACUCAUAUCCACAGACUCUCCCAGACUGUCCACUGAGUCUCUGUAGGUCUGAAUGUAGCCCACACUCAAAGCUGUCAUCUGGUCAGAGAAGCAGAAAGAGGCAUUAUGUACCUUCAUCUCAUUCAAUUACAUUUUAUUUACAUAAACAGCCAAAAUCACAACAAAAAAAGGUAUCUCAAGGCACUUUACACAUGCUACAGAUCGAUGAAAAUGCUCCUCUGAAACAAAGAGAAGCCAACUGAAUCCCCGCAUAAGCAAUACGGAAAGAUAGUGAUCCGAGAUGUUUUGUGUAGAAAUAUAGAAACCACACACAAAAAUGAAAGUAUUUUGUCAAGACCUACAUUCUGGAUGGUUCCAUUGAGGCUGCGCAUCAUCACCUCCACACUGUGUGCCACUUCCUGGGUGUGUCUCUGCAGGUCCACCAGGACGGUGGGAUCAAUGGGCGGGAUGUCUGCAGGUCUUCGUGACAACCCUCUGCUGCGGUAGAUGGGACCUGAACAAUCCGCUGGGAAAACACAAUCCAUAGAUUAGAUGAAGAAAAUAUGAAUGAAGGAAUAUUGUAUUGGAAUUAAGACUGCAUCCAUUUGGUCAACAAGUUGCUCGGGAAAAGAAGGGGGAAAUUAAAAAUAUGUAUUUUUUUUCUUUUAAUAGUUUCAUCUCCAACAAUAACCAGAUAGAGUCUGGGUUCUGUUCAAGAUUUCUUCCCCAGAGGGAGUUUGUUCAUCCACUGUGGUACUCACAGUCACUGCAGUCCAGACUGGGCUUGGAGCUCAUCUUGAUCUUCUGCUCCAGGUUCUUGGUGAUGAAGUUCGUCAGGUCUCCAUCAUGGCU